GAGCUGAUAAGGUAAAAAUCUGUCGAUCUGCCCCUAAACAAGGCAGUUAACCCACUGUCCCUAGGCCAUCACUGACUUGCCUAGUUAAAUUAAGGUAAAAUUUAAUAAAUAGAGUCGAUGAUAUUGCAACUAAAUAGUUAACAUUUAUUGAUCAAACCCUUGAAAACGGCACUCCGUUGUCAAUGGUUUUAGCGGAGCUGCUGGUCUCCUUGACCCCCCCCCCCCCCAGCAGGCAAAUAGAACGCCUCCCACCGUAUUGUGACGUUGUAUUGAUGACGACCUAUCAGAAUGAGUUCUAUAAACGGUUCCAGUUCCAACCCAACUCCAUUAUGACAUCACGGUCUUUGUGUUUUGAUUUGAGUGUCAACUUGUUUCUGUGCUGCUAUGUGACAGAAUGUUCAUAUUUCCAUGCAUAUUGAUCUGAGCAUCUUUGAGGAACAAUGCAGCAAGCCAAUGAAAACCAAGCCAGGAGAGAUAGGAGCUGCUUUGAGAGCCUGACCUUAUGGGACCUGAAGAGCCACAACCACAAUCCUUCUCUGUGGGUAGUUAAAGACAGAGAAGAAGAUGUGGAAUACCAGGAGAGAAGCGAGAGUGAGGAAGGAGAUGAAGAGGAAGAUGUACCUAUGUGUUUCCUGUUGAAUCACCACUUCAGUCACCUGGCCACUAAAUUUCCUGAGUGCAAGUUCCUGAUGAUCCUCGCCGGGCAGUGUGUCCCCAACUACCCUGUCAGCCACCUCCCCACCCUGUUCAUCUACGACUCAGGAUGUAUCAUCAACUCACUGAUAGGAGAGAAGGCCUGUGGAGGGAGGAACGUAUUGGAAGAUGAGCUGAAGUGGAUGCUGGCCCAGUCGGGAGCGUUUGUGAUUGACAGCUACGAGGCCUUAUACCAGGAGGGCACGCCCAUCACGACGCCGCGUUCGGAACAGGAACAGGAAGACUACAGCGAUGACCAGUCUGAUCACUAUGACAACCAAGACGCCGAGGUGUAGUCAUGGUUACAGGGACAAAGAGACAGCAGUGUAGAACUCUAUGACAUCAUGAAACAUUGGUGUAAACUCUGAUAUAAUAUCCUCAUUACUCAUUGACUCAUUACUCAUUACAAAUCUGAUCCAGAUCAGAUUUUAUACAGGUGUAGGUAGCCGCUCAUAUUGACUCAUUACAUGAUGUGAUCCAGAUCAGAUUUAAUACAGGUGUAGGUAGCCACUCAUAUUAACUUGUUACAUGAUGUGAUCCAGAUCAGAUUUAAUACAGGUGUAGGGAGCCACUCAUAUUGACUCAUUACAUGAUGUGAUCCAGAUCAGAUUUUAUACAGGUGUAGGUAGCUACUCAUAUUAACUUGUUACAUGAUGUGAUCCAGAUCAGAUUUAAUACAGGUGUAGGUAGCCGCUCAUAUUGACUCAUUACAUGAUGUGAUCCAGAUCAGAUUUAAUACAGGUGUAGGUAGCCACUCAUAUUAACUUGUUACAUGAUGUGAUCCAGAUCAGAUUUUAUACUGGGUUAAAUGCGGAAGACACAUUUCAGUUGAAUACAUUCAGUUGGACAACAGACUAGGUAUCCCCCCCCCUUUCCCUUUCCUAACUCAUAUUGAGCUCACUUGUUGUUUUAUAAUAUGCUGUAAUAAAGUUUGUUAUAUCU
Molecule: messenger RNA, 1635 nt
Organism: Oncorhynchus mykiss (rainbow trout)
Lineage: Eukaryota; Metazoa; Chordata; Actinopteri; Salmoniformes; Salmonidae
Source: RefSeq, a predicted model, not a curated record